Molecule: messenger RNA, 1479 nt
Organism: Hyaloscypha bicolor E
Lineage: Eukaryota; Fungi; Ascomycota; Leotiomycetes; Helotiales; Hyaloscyphaceae
Product: MFS general substrate transporter
Exons: 5
Coding region: 1-1479 (492 amino acids)
Biological process (GO): transmembrane transport
Molecular function (GO): transmembrane transporter activity
Source: RefSeq, a predicted model, not a curated record
AUGGAUGACGAAAAAGGCAACGAGGAGAGCCAAGUCGCAAGAGAAGUGAUCGAUAGAUACUCCCUCUUCACGACAGCAGAAAAAUGGUGCAUCAUCGGUAUGGUCGCUUACGCAGCAUGGUUUUCAACUUUGAGCAGCUUCAUAUAUUUUCCGGCGCUACACCUUCUCUCCGAGACCUUUGGGGUCUCAGUAGCAAAAAUCAACCUGACAAUCACUUCGUACAUGGCAAUUGCAACCAUUGCACCGACACUGGUUGGAGACGCGGCGGAUGUAGGGGGUCGCAGGCUCGUAUAUGUGAUUACACUCAGCCUGUACAUUGGAGCCAAUAUCGGCAUUGCUCUGUCUAAGUCUUAUCAUGCCCUCCUUGGCCUUCGCGUCCUACAGGCUUUGGCAAUUUCUGGCAAGCUUGUCCCACUAAUAUCUUUAGGCACCUUUUCAAUUGCGUAUGGGGUAGUAAAUGACAUUGCUUCACCCGCUGAAAGAGGCUCUUUUGUUAGUGCGAUAUCUUUUGCCAUAACAAUUGCUCCAAGCAUCGGGCCCAUACUAGGAGGCGUCCUCACCUACGCCGCUGACUGGACCUGGAUCUUCUGGUUUCUGUCCAUCGCCGCCGGAAUCGGCCUGACAACAAUGAUCUUCCUCCUCCCCGAGACUUCUCGGAACCUCGUAGGGAACGGAUCAAUCAGACCGGCAAAGUACUUGCGACUGCCUAUAUGUGGGCUGAUGCGCCACUGGAACGAAAGUGAUGUUACUGAAAACCAUAAGUGGAGAACUCCAAAUCCUUUCAAGUCUCUGAAGAUACUUGCGAGGAAGGAUAAUAUAGGGAUUAUCAUCGCGUGUGGGUUCCUUUAUACCGUCUACACUUGUCUCAACGUCUCGCUGUCAAUCUUGUUCAUUGACAUUUACAAGCUCAAUCAGUGGCAAGCGGGCUUGAUAUACCUUCCAUUCGGUAUUGGCGGGACCGUGUCCACGUUCUUCUCUGGCCCGCUUCUGGAUACCGCAUACCGCAAUGCUAGGACAGCACGGGGUCUGCUGACAGACAAGGCGGUAGGCGAUGACCUGGAUAACUUCCCGGUCGAAAAGGCGCGCCUCGGUGUCAUAUGGAUACCGAUGCUUCUUACAGCAGCCUCCAUUUUGACAUUCGGCUGGGUCUUGCACUUCCACAAACACAUAGCCAUUCCACUCUGUAUCCAAUUCAUUGUAGGAUUGUGCAUGCAGCUCGAUUUCAGCAUCUACAACACCCUCCUAGGCGACAAGAACCACCGAACACCAGCAGCAGCUCAAGCUUCUAGUAAUAUCGUCCGCUGCACAUUCGCCGCCAUUGCAAUAUCGUUUCUGCAAGGUUUAAUAGAUACGAUAGGUAUCGGAUGGACUUUCACGAUCCUGAGCGGCAUGUGUUUACUUGCUAUGAGCCUGUUUCUUUUGGAUUACUGGAAAGGGACGAGGUGGAGACAGGAGAGCUUGCGCCGCUUGACGGAGUGA